Messenger RNA from Harmonia axyridis, 1210 nucleotides. Its product is annotated as putative ankyrin repeat protein RF_0381. NCBI's taxonomy places the organism in Eukaryota, Metazoa, Arthropoda, Insecta, Coleoptera, Coccinellidae. The transcript is spliced from 6 exons. The record is from RefSeq and is a predicted model, not a curated record. The coding region runs from base 202 to 951 and encodes 249 amino acids. Gene Ontology annotation, molecular function: protein binding.
GAUCAAAACAAAUGAGUGAUUGAAUUACAGAAAUUAAAGUCAGCAAAUUGAUAUAGACAAAUUAAAACUUUUUUUGAAUUUAAAUAAAAACAUUGUGAAAGAAAAACCACAUAUUUCACGGUCAGAUUAAGGAAUUGUGCAAAAAUUUAGUUGUUCCUGUAACUGAAUAUUAUUCAGGAUUUCUAAAACUGUGAACAUAACAUGCCUAAGUUAAAAAGACAGAUCAGGAAGGGAAGAUCAGCUCCCUUUUUUCAUAUCGAGAAAGUUGAAGACACUAAAGUGAUGGGUGCAGAUCCAAAUGAUGUAGAAAUAAGUGGGCAAACUGCAUUACAUCUUGCCAGUGCAUCUGGACAUCUAGAGAUAGCUGAAUUAUUGAUAUCAUUUGGCGCUAACUUGAACGCCAUGGAUCAAAAUUUCAGUACACCUCUCCAUUUGGCAGUGGAAAAUGAGAACGCAGCAAUGGUGGAUCUUUUGAUGAAGUCAGGAGCAAAUAUCGAACUAAACAACAGUUAUGGUUGCACACCGUUUGAAUUGGAAGGGGCAAAACAUCCUGAAAUAAGGAAAGUGCUACUAAGACAAGAGGAAUUAAUUUCUGCUAUAGUGGAUACAAAUAUCACUCAAGUGGAAAAGUUAUUCAAUAUUUACAACGUCAAUAGUAGGGUAGAAAAAAGCCUAUGGACACCUCUUCAUUUUGCUAUUUUGUUUACUGACCUAGCUUUAAUAGAGUUGCUACUGAAAUUUGGAGCAGAUGUUAAUGCCAUGGAUAUCGAAUGUAUGACUCCUUCACACUUAGCAGUAGAAAUAGUAAAUGUAGACGUAGUUUUCCUAUUGUUGCGAAAUGGUGCCAAUGUGAACGUAAAAAAUGAAAAACGCACUAAUGCUCUGAUUAUAGCUCGACAGCUGCAGCGACAAGAGAUUUAUCGAAUGCUGGUAUCUACUAUAUGGCAAUAAAAGUAGUUCUUUGGAGAAUGAGCCUAUCCAGUUGGGUGCAUCAUAUGUAUAAGAUGAAAGAUGACCCCAAAUAAAAAGAAUUGAUAUACUUAUAUACUUGAUUUCCAAAAACAUCAAGAAUUUUUGGAUCAAUUCCACUCGAUGAAGGUAUUGUAGUUACCUGCUACCAUUUUGCUAGAACUAUUUGAAAAAAGCACCAUCAAGGGAUGCGAUGGACGAAGAAGAAGCCUCUGUACCAUAAGUUUCUUCUAAUUAUAAC